Molecule: messenger RNA, 1096 nt
Organism: Coregonus clupeaformis (lake whitefish)
Lineage: Eukaryota; Metazoa; Chordata; Actinopteri; Salmoniformes; Salmonidae
Product: BOLA class I histocompatibility antigen, alpha chain BL3-7-like
Exons: 5
Coding region: 48-743 (231 amino acids)
Biological process (GO): immune response
Cellular component (GO): external side of plasma membrane
Source: RefSeq, a predicted model, not a curated record
CAUUCUCUCUCUUUCUCUUUCUCUCAGGUGUGCACAUUGUCCAGAACAUGUACGGCUGUGAGUGGGAUGAUGAGACUGGAGUCACAGAGGGGUUUGAUCAGUUUGGAUAUGAUGGAGAGGAUUUCAUAGCAUUUGACCUGAAGACAUUGACAUGGAUCGCUCCAACAUCACAGGCACUUAUCACCAAACACAAGUUGGACAGUAACAAGGCUUUAAAUGAGCAGAAUAAACACUACUACACCCAGACCUGCAUUGAGUGGCUGAAGAAGUAUCUGGACUAUGGGAAGAGCACUCUGAAGAGGACAGUUCCUCCUUCAGUGUCUCUGCUCCAGAAGACCCCCUCCUCUCCAGUGACCUGCCACGCUACAGGUUUCUACCCCAGUGGAGUCAUGGUGUUCUGGCAGAAAGACGGACAAGAUCACCAUGAAGAUGUGGAGUAUGGAGAGACUCUCCCCAACGAUGACGGAACCUUCCAGAAAAGCACCCACCUCACCGUGACGCCUGAGGAGAGGAAGAACAACAAGUAUCAGUGUGUGGUUCAAGUCACUGGUAUCAAGGACGACGUUAUCAAGGUUCUGCCAGAUGACCCAACCACCAACUUUGUCCCCAUCAUUGGAGGGGUGGUAGCUCUCCUCCUGGUCAUCGCUGUUGUUGUUGGGGUCGUCAUUUGGAAGAAGAAGAGCAAGAAAGGCUUUGUUCAGACCAGCAGUAAGUGCCAACCUUCAUGUUGUUCUCCAUUCUGAAAAGAUCGCAGAUUUGUUUUGGUGUUGGACUGUAUGAUAUCCAUUUUAGAGUGUGGCGGUGUCUCUUUUCAUUGUAGAUUCUGGUUCAAACUUAGAUGUCAAUUGAUGUAGCGAGUUAGUUAUUAUGGAAGGCUGCAUUUACUGUGAACCAUGCAUUAGGAACUUGUGAAUUAACCUGAACUCAUUGAUUAUCUUGCAAUCAGCCUUUUUUUUAUAACAUUGGGGUUUCAUUUCUGUUUUAGCUUCCACACUGACUCUGACAACUCUGGGAAAGGUGCCCAGAAGAUUUGAGAGACCUCUGCACUUCUGUAACAUCAGAGAAGGAGCUGAAGAGGACAGCGACGAAAUGGAAA